ACCAGAGCUUAGCAAUUCAGCUAAAUUGUUUAGGCGAAUGCUUGGUGUUUUAUCAAUUGUCAUUUUCGUGUUUUGUGGUACAAUUAUGUUUACUACUUGGAUAUCGUUACCAUUUAUGUCGUGUUUUCCUCAUGUUAUACCACUCUACAUUGUAGGAACAUAUGGUGUGAUAGACAUCGUUUUCAGCUUACCAAAUAUUUUGUCCAUUGAAACAGCAUUUUGCGAAGACGAGACCUCUACCAGUGAAUCACCAUACUGCCUUAUUCAAGGUGUUAUAAUGGUGUAUGGCAUCUUGUUUUCAUCUUUGUGGUAUUUUUGCUUCUGCUUUAAUAUCUACCUUGUUGUUGUUCACAACAAACCCCACUUGAUUCUCUCUAAUCGACGAGCGUACUUGAUGCAAUCCGUUGUUUGCUGGUUGUUACCAACAGUAUCCAUUGCUAUAAUAUUUUCUGAUACAUAUCGUGGCAAAUACUUUGAUUGGAUUGGUGUCGAUUACUUUCUAUGUGUUGUGGCAGACAUACCAAAGAGUUACUAUUUUCUCAUUCUACCAUUACAGCUGACGAUUGGCAUUGGUUCAACUAUACUCUUUCUCACAGCGCUAUUUCUGUUUAAGAGUGAUGAGGACAGUAGAGGUCUCAAGCUGAUGCAGAAUGCAAGCAAGAACUCUGGUAUCACAUCACUGGGGAAAAGACUUUCAGCUCUUUGCUUGUUGUCAAGUGCUGUUGGAAUUUACUUGCCAUGUUCAAUGUCAUAUCUUUGGACAUUUUCUGAUUCAAAAGAAGCCGCUUUGUUGUCAUAUUUUGAAUGCAAGCAAGUGACAGAUGAUUGUCCACAAGAUUUCCUUCAAUAUUCUGUUACUUCUAUAAUGAUUCCACUAAGAAUCGUCAUUGGUUUAUAUUUUCUUAUUUCUUCAUUGUUCUUAUUUGGAACUCCAGCUCAAAUCAAGUUGUGGAAGCACUGGAUAGCAAGACUGCUUCUCUGUUGUCAUGUCCCGGAUCCUGACGGAAAGUACGCGGCAUGGAAAAACGACGCGGAUUUGCAGCAGUAUCAUCGUAGUCAAGCUUCAAUUCGUCGUUUACGGGUUUUACAGCAGGCAGAAACAUGGAAAAACAAAACGCAAGAACGGAGAUAGAACUUACGUCCAGAGAUGGAGCAGGAGCAUCACAAGAAGAACUUGCCAAAGAUGAAAAUUCAAUCGAAAACGGUUAAACUACAUGAACUGACCAGAGAAAGAAAAACGGGCGUGCACAUGUGCAAUAUUUUGACUGAAGUACGUACACCUAUGUUCUCACACACGUUACAUGCACACUACAGUAUACUUUCUGUGAAGACGUUUCU
This is a messenger RNA of Corticium candelabrum, 1338 nucleotides long. RefSeq lists its product as uncharacterized. Gene Ontology annotation, cellular component: membrane. The record is from RefSeq and is a predicted model, not a curated record. Bases 38 to 1132 code for a protein of 364 amino acids. NCBI's taxonomy places the organism in Eukaryota, Metazoa, Porifera, Homoscleromorpha, Homosclerophorida, Plakinidae. The transcript is spliced from 5 exons. Gene Ontology annotation, molecular function: transmembrane signaling receptor activity. Gene Ontology annotation, biological process: cell surface receptor signaling pathway.